This is a messenger RNA of Vigna unguiculata (cowpea), 2425 nucleotides long. It is a transcript of the gene AHG2, whose product is annotated as Polynucleotidyl transferase, ribonuclease H-like superfamily protein. Gene Ontology annotation, molecular function: RNA binding; 3'-5'-RNA exonuclease activity. The record is from RefSeq and is a predicted model, not a curated record. Lineage: Eukaryota; Viridiplantae; Streptophyta; Magnoliopsida; Fabales; Fabaceae.
CCUCUAUUCUUUUCCGUUAUCCCUCUUCUAAACCUCUGACCCAAAAAAUGCAGCACAAACAAUGAAGCCAUACAAACUUCCCUCACCGUCACUCUCACGUGUGCUUGCACGUGCCCUAUCCCCCGCCACCCCCACCACCCCCACGCAAUGCGAUUCGGCAUUUCCUUUGAAGACGGUGACCACCGCAAACUUCGAACCGUCGCUGGCGGAGCUCCGGCGCCACGUCCGGUCGUCGGACUUCGUGGCCAUCGACCUCGAGAUGAGCGGCAUCACCAGCGCUCCCUGGCGUGAGUCCUUCGAGUUUGACCGCUCCGACGUGCGCUACCUCAAAGUCCGAGACUCCGCCACCAAGUUCGCCAUUGUUCAAUUCGGCGUUUGCCCCUUCCGUUGGGAUUCCUCAAAUCACUCCUUUGUCGCGUAUCCGCACAGUUUCUAUGUUUUUCCUCGACAGGAGCAUGCAGGUCUGGGUCCGUGCGAUGAAUUUCUCUGGCAGACUACUUCGAUGGAUUUCUUGGCUAAAUACCAGUUUGAUUUUAAUGCUUGCAUACACGAAGGAAUAUCUUAUUUAUCCAGAGAACAAGAAAGGGAAGCCUUAAGGAGUUUGAAUUCUGCACAUGAUAGUGAGUGGUCAGACAUUUAUAAAUUAAAAGAUGUCAGGGACAUGCCGUUGCUUAGUGCAGCAGACAUUUUGUUCACUGCACGAAUGAAAAACAAAUUCCGUGGAUGGCGUGAUGGGUUAUUACAUGAGCAAAAUCUAGAAGACCAGAUUCAAGGAAUUACAGGGGACUCAAAAUUUCAAGAGAUUUUUUUUGAGAUGCAUCCGGCUCUUAGCCUUAAUGGAUUCACCUCUCACCAGCUUAAAUUGAUUCAGUCGGUCAUCAGAAAACAAUUCAAAGAUCUUUCUUAUAUCAGUGUAAACAGUGAGGCUUCCGGUUUACAGCAUUUAGUUGUGUAUACAGACUCAAAGGAUGAGUUAAACUUACUUCUGAAAAAAGUGAAAGAAGAAAAUCUCGGCGUAGAAAAGAUGAAAAUUCAAGGUGCUGUAGGACUUCGCCACGUUAUUGAUCUCCUUUCAUCGGAACAGAAGUUGAUUGUUGGUCACAAUUGUUUUCUAGAUAUUGCUCAUGUCUACAGCAAAUUUAUAGGCCCUCUUCCUGGUACUCCUGAAGAGUUUGUUACCUCAGUUAACAAGUGCUUUCCGCACAUUGUUGACACCAAGAUACUUCUGAACACUAAUUUUAUGCUCCAGGAAAAGAUGAAAAGAUCCAGAAAAUCACUGGCAGCUGCAUUCACUUCAUUUUGCCCACAAAUUGCAGCUGGCUCAAGAACCAGUUAUCUAGGUUCACUCUCACAUGUGAAAGUGGACGUUGAAGUUGAUGAUGUGAGAUCAUCCAGCUGGAACCCUGGAGGCAAGCAUGCGGCAGGAUAUGAUGCCUUCAUGACUGGAUGCAUCUUUGCCCAGUUAUGCAGUGAUUUAGGUAUUGAUUACAAACUCCACGAUUCUUCAAAACAAUUAGCCCUUGACGAGAAACUACAGAAAUAUGUUAAUCGUUUAUAUCUUAGUUGGAUGCAUGGGGACAUUAUUGAUCUAAGUACUGGUAAUAAGGUUGCGGAUUCUUCACCCAGCCAUAGCCUCAGGAAGCGGUACCCAACAAUUUUGUUUGAGAACAUUGUUAUUAUUUGGGGAUUUCCUUCUACGCUGAAGGCAAUUGAAGUAAGAGAGUGCAUAUCUAAAGUAUUUGGACCAACUUCUAUAGUUUCUGUCUUCCACCUGGAUGCAACUGCAGUAUUCGUUCAGUUUAGCAAAACAGAACUAGUUUCUGAUUUUCUUUUAUUGAAGAACACCUUAGAGAGAAGUGAUGGUGCACUAUUGGUUUUGCAUCCACUGUCAAAACUUUUGGAAGGUGGAAAUACAUGUGCUGUUAAUUAUGGUACUUAUAAAGAAAUUUGUGGCUCACCCUUAUCAGAAUGUCUGUUUGCUGAUCAGGCAAAGGCAGUUGGUAUAAAGUGGAAGACCAAAUUGCCAGAAAAGGUAGUAUUGGGGGCCGAAGAACAUGAAAAUUCAAGUGUAAGAGGUAAUGUAAAUAUUGCUAUGGAGGAUGUGGAAAGGACCAAGCAGAACACAAUUGAUGAAUUGCGAAAUGCUCCAUCUCGGAGACAAGUCUCCCCAUAUGGGGAUGAAGAUUCUUGUGUUGCAGAAGCCAACUUGUGAUUUCUGGCUAAUGACUUCUUGUACAAGGUCAGGAUGAAGAUAUAAUAUUAUAUCUAAUUAAACUUUUACAUAGCAACCUAUACUGGGCUAGUAUUGUAUCAUCAAAAAAAUGUAACCAUUUUUGACUGUUACAGGAUCAUGAAUAUUUGAUUAAACUCACAAAUUUUCUUAUAUAGUUUUUCAUCUAUGAAAAUUCUAUACUUUUUUAACCCA